Molecule: messenger RNA, 2188 nt
Organism: Rhagoletis zephyria (snowberry fruit fly)
Lineage: Eukaryota; Metazoa; Arthropoda; Insecta; Diptera; Tephritidae
Gene: MFS16
Product: major facilitator superfamily transporter 16
Biological process (GO): transmembrane transport
Cellular component (GO): membrane
Molecular function (GO): transmembrane transporter activity
Source: RefSeq, a predicted model, not a curated record
UUUUUCAGGUCUGGCACUUUUGCUUUUGUUGUCACCAAAUUUAUCAUCUACUGUUUUGCUAACGUGAAUAUUUUUGUUCUUUGUUAUAUAUUAGAUAUUUAACCAAAAUCGAAAAUGAAGUGAUAAACCUUCGUAUAUCCUUAAGACACCAGCAGUUUCGGCAUCGAUUGUAAAAGGGUUUCUUAAGAAUUGAACUAAAGUCAAGGAGGCUGGUUGUAGUUAAGUAUUGAAUAAGCUGGUUUUUUAUGCACCAACAUCGUCGUCGCAAAUCUGUUAAUAUGUACGACAUACCAUUGGGAGUAUUAGUUGCACAAAAGCUAAGUAGUGUGUGUUGUCCCCGGUUGCAAUUGCGCAAAGAUAUCGUCUUUAAGGGAUCCACCAUCAUUCUCACUUACUUGGCAUAUGCUGCUUAUCACAUGUCCAGAAAACCAAUAUCUGUUGUGAAAUCAGUAUUACAUGAGAACUGCACAAACCCAAACAACACAACUGACAAUGACUGUGGCUAUCCACCUUUUGACGUGCCCGAUGCAUCUACACUCUUUGGUACACUUGAUUCAGCAUUUCUUGUAACCUAUGCCAUUUCUAUGUUUGUUUCUGGCAUUGUUGCUGAACGAGUUUCCCUGCGUUAUUACUUGAGUUUGGGCAUGUUGUUUUCCGGACUCUUCACGCUGCUAUUCGGUGCGGCUAAAUCAUGGAACAUACAUAGCAUGUGGUACUUUGUUAUAGUUCAGAUAUUAGGCGGCAUUGUCCAAACUACAGGCUGGCCGGGCGUAGUCACAUUGAUGGCCCGUUGGUUUGGCAGAUCGAAACGUGGUCUUAUAUUCGGCAUUUGGAAUAGUCAUACUUCAGUAGGUAAUAUACUUGGCACAUUGAUAGCCGCCCACUUUGUGGAGAGUAAUUGGAUGCUGUCAUUUGCUGUGCCUGGCACAAUAAUGGCGGGUUUGGGAUUUGUAAUGUUUUUGUUUAUUGUCGACGAUCCUGAAAUCGUUGGCUUGCCGUCAACUCGAUCUCAUUUGCCGGUGAAUCAUAGCAGUGCACAUGAAGAUGAAGAGCGCGGUCCAGUUUUGGCAAGUUAUGAGGCGAACAUUGGUAUUCAUGGCUAUACAGACGAUUAUACAGAAAUAAAUCACCGUGCAUCUGAGCGUACACCAAUUUUGGCUCGUAGUAGAUCACAACCCAAUGCGCACACUGAACGAAACGCUGUUGGCAUACUUCAGGCUCUAUCCAUUCCUGGCGUUGUAGAAUUCUCAUUGUGCUUAUUCUUUGCUAAACUCGUUAGUUAUACAUUCCUCUAUUGGCUGCCACUAUAUAUACAAUCUUCCACUACAUUAAGCCCCAGCGUUGCUGCAGAUCUCUCUACACUGUUUGAUAUCGGUGGUAUUUUUGGAGCGAUUGCAGCAGGAACUGUAUCCGAUCACACAGGAAUGCCCGCCACAACUUGCUUAGUCUUGUUAGUGUGCGCAGCGCCACUGCUAUUUAUGUAUGUCCAUUUCGGCGGCAUAUCGUUAUUCGUAAAUAUUAUUCUACUUUUACUUGCUGGAUUUAUGGUCAAUGGACCAUAUGCGCUUAUUACAACAUUCGUUAGUGCCGAGUUAGGACAGCACCAAUCGCUAUCACACAAUGCUAAAGCUUUAGCGACAGUAACGGCGAUUAUAGACGGCACUGGAUCAAUUGGUGCGGCUGUUGGCCCAUUUAUUGCCGGAUUAGUAUCACAAAGCGGCUGGGAGAAUGUAUUCAAUAUGCUUAUAUGCGCAGAUAUAUUAGCCAUGAUUAUAGUGUCGCGUCAAGUAGUCAAGGAAGUGCUUAGGUUACGUCGAGUUCGUCGAAUUCGUAUAGAGUAAAAAUUUGCCUGCGUAGAAGCUAGUAAAUUCUUUAUGUUUAUUAAUACAAAUAACGAAACUGCUAACAUAUCGGUAAUAUUUUAUUACAUUGAAACGCCCUUACAAUAUACAUCUAAUAAGUCUCAUAUUGCAAGUAAAGAUAUAUAUAUGUAAUUGAAAUCACAUCAAAUUAUCAUGUCUAUUGCAUUUCCAAGAUUAUUGAAUUAUUUCUGUAAAAUCGCUAUUUAUGAAUACUUUUUGUUUAUGUUUAAAAUGCAAGUUCAGCGAAAACCUGUAAAUAUCUUAGUUAUAAAGUUACCAAUAGUGUUUUUUUUUAAAUAAAUAAAAUAUUGAUUCUUUUUUAUCAU